Esox lucius (northern pike) is the source of this 6623-nucleotide messenger RNA. RefSeq names its product solute carrier family 12 member 7b (gene slc12a7b). Lineage: Eukaryota; Metazoa; Chordata; Actinopteri; Esociformes; Esocidae. Gene Ontology annotation, biological process: potassium ion homeostasis; potassium ion import across plasma membrane; chloride transmembrane transport. Bases 204 to 3578 code for a protein of 1124 amino acids. The record is from RefSeq and is a predicted model, not a curated record. Gene Ontology annotation, molecular function: potassium:chloride symporter activity. The transcript is spliced from 26 exons. Gene Ontology annotation, cellular component: membrane.
UAGGCGUGAAAACAGAGAACUUCGAACCAACGGCAGUAAACAAGCCAAGAAAUACAGACAAAGGGAGAAAGAGGGUGGGAGAGAGAGAGAGAGAGAGACAGAGAGACAGAGAACUAAAACCGAAGAAUGUUCUCGAAGCAGAACCUGAGAACAACCGGUAAGGAAAGGGACUAGCAGACCACUGAGAGGCACGUAGUGUGAACAUGCCUACGAACUUCACAGUAGUCCCUGUGAGAGACGGCAGGAAGCCCCAGGAAGACGAGGAUGACGACAAUGUCUUCAGGGAGGAAGAUGAAGAUGCCCCCUUCCCAGGUGAUGGCAUGCCAAAGGAAAACAGUCCGUUCAUCAACAACACAGACCAUGACAAAGGGAGUCUAUACGAUGGGAAGAACCUGGCUCUCUUUGAGGAGGAGAUGGACAGCAAUCCCAUGGUGUCCUCGCUGCUCAACAAGCUGGCCAACUACACCAACCUCACCCAGGGCGUCAAAGAGCACGAGGAGGCAGAUGAUGAUGAAGGGUCAGCUAAAACAAAGAAGCCAGUCAAGAGUCCAGCUUUGGGCACGCUAAUCGGUGUAUACCUGCCUUGCCUGCAAAACAUCCUGGGGGUCAUCCUUUUCCUGCGUCUCACCUGGAUCGUGGGCACAGCUGGCAUCAUGGAGGCUUUGGCCAUCGUCUUCAUGACCUGCUCAUGUACGAUGCUGACAGCAAUUUCAAUGAGUGCCAUUGCUACAAAUGGUGUGGUUCCAGCUGGGGGCUCCUACUACAUGAUCUCCAGGUCGCUGGGCCCAGAGUUUGGCGGGGCUGUGGGGCUCUGCUUCUACCUGGGGACCACCUUCGCCGGCUCCAUGUACAUCCUUGGUACGAUCGAGAUUUUAUUGACCUACAUUGUUCCUAGUGCAGCCAUCUUUAAAGCAGAUAAGAAGGAGGAUGAGCCAGAAGCGCUGUUGAACAACAUGCGGGUUUACGGCACCUGCUGUCUCACUUUAAUGUCCUUGGUGGUGUUUGUGGGAGUCAAAUAUGUGAACAAGCUGGCCCUGGUCUUCCUGGCCUGUGUCAUACUCUCCAUCCUGGCCAUCUACGCCGGAGUCAUCAAGAGCGCCUUCGAACCGCCGGACUUCCCCGUAUGCCUACUGGGGAAUCGCACGCUGAAAAACCAUAACUUCGACCACUGCCUGAAAACUAUGGAGGUGGACAACGUGACGGUCACUACUAAGCUUUGGUCCCUGUUCUGUGACUCGCCGUACCCCAAUGCCACAUGUAACAAGUACUUCGAACUCAACAACGUCACAGAAAUCCAGGGCAUCCCUGGCCUGACCAGCGGGGUGAUCCGAGAUAACAUGUGGGGGGAUUAUGGUCCUAAUGGUAUGCUAGUGGAGAAAAAGGACCAGCUGUCAGUGCCGGCUUUAGACACCUCCCAGGACAUCAACAUGCCUUACGUGGCCAACGACAUCACCACCUUCUUCACCCUGCUGGUCGGCAUCUACUUCCCCUCUGUCACAGGAAUCAUGGCUGGAUCUAACAGAUCUGGUGAUCUGAGGGAUGCCCAGAAGUCCAUCCCCAUUGGAACCAUCAUGGCCAUCGCCACAACCACCUUCAUCUACAUUAGCUCUGUGGUACUGUUUGGCGCCUGCAUUGAGGGAGUGGUGCUCAGAGACAAGUUUGGAGACUCCGUCAAAGGGAACCUGGUGAUUGGCAUCCUUGCCUGGCCUUCCCCCUGGGUGAUUGUGAUUGGUUCAUUUUUCUCCUGCUGUGGUGCCGGUCUGCAGAGUCUCACUGGAGCCCCACGGCUGCUACAGGCUAUCGCACGAGACGGCAUCGUGCCGUUCUUACAGGUGUUUGGUCAUGGAAAGGCUAAUGGAGAACCCACCUGGGCCCUGCUCUUGACCGCUGGGAUCUGUGAGAUCGGCAUUCUCAUCGCCUCUCUGGACGCUGUGGCCCCCAUCCUCUCCAUGUUCUUUUUGAUGUGCUACUUGUUUGUCAACCUGGCCUGUGCCCUCCAGACACUGCUCCGUACCCCCAAUUGGAGACCCCGCUUCAAGUUCUACCACUGGGCCCUCUCCUUCCUAGGUGCCAGUUUAUGUCUCUCCCUCAUGUUCAUAUCCUCUUGGUUCUAUGCCCUGGUGGCCAUGCUCAUCGCUGGCUGCAUCUACAAGUACAUUGAAUACAGAGGGGCGGAGAAAGAGUGGGGCGAUGGUAUCCGUGGGCUGUCCCUGAACGCUGCCCGCUACGCUUUGAUCCGACUGGAAGAGGCGCCGCCACACACCAAGAACUGGAGGCCCCAGCUGCUGGUUCUGCUCAACCUGGACUCAGACCAUGUGGUGAAGCACCCCCGUCUGCUCUCCUUCUGCACCCAGCUCAAGGCAGGGAAAGGCCUGACCAUCGUCGGCUCUGUGCUGGAGGGCACCUUCAUGACCAAGGAGGCUGAAGUCAAGAAGUCUGAGCAGAACAUCAAGUCGUCGAUGACGACGGAGCGUACCAAGGGAUUCUGCCACGUGGUGGCAUCGUCCAACCUGCGGGACGGCUUCUCCCACCUGAUCCAGUCGGCCGGCCUAGGUGGCAUGAAGCACAACACAGUCCUCAUGGCAUGGCCCGGGACCUGGAAGCAGGCCACCGACGCCGUGUCCUGGAAGAACUUCAUAGAAACGGUGCGCGAGACCACGGCGGCCCAUCAGGCCCUGCUAGUGGCGAAGAACGUGGACAGCUUCCCCACCAAUGCGGAGCGCCUGGGCGAGGGCACCAUAGAUGUUUGGUGGAUUGUCCACGACGGGGGGCUGCUCAUGCUGCUGCCAUUCCUCCUCCGACAGCACAAGGUUUGGAGAAAGUGUAAGAUGCGUAUCUUCACCGUGGCAAAUAUGGACGACAACAGUAUUCAGAUGAAGAAGGACCUUCAGAUGUUUCUGUAUCACCUCCGUCUGGACGCUGAGGUGGAGGUGGUGGAGAUGCAAGACAGUGACAUCUCAGCCUUCACCUAUGAGAAGACCCUGGUGAUGGAGCAGCGCUCUCAGAUGCUCAAACAGAUGCAGCUGUCCAGGACGGAGAGGGAGCGAGAGAUUCAGAGUAUCACUGACGAAUCACGUAGCUCCAUCAGGAGGAAGAACCAGACUGGAGCCUCUUGCUCGGAAUCGGGCCCCAGUCGACCCCUGCAGGAAACACAGGAGGAAGAGGCUCAGUUGAUCCAUGACCGAAACACCGCAUCUCACGCCGCGCUCAACGAUAAGGCCGACACCGGCCCCGACCGGGUUCACAUGACCUGGACCAAGGACAAGUUCCUCACCGAGCGCAACCGCAACCGUGCUGAGGCAAACAUGGGCGUGCGUGACCUUUUCAAUAUGAAGCCAGAGUGGGAGAGCCUGAACCAAUCCAACGUGCGCCGCAUGCACACGGCGGUCAGGCUGAACGAGGUGGUGGUCAACAGGUCCCAGGGUGCACACCUAGUCCUCCUCAACAUGCCCGGACCGCCCAAGAACAGAGGGGGUGACGAGAACUACAUGGAGUUCCUGGAGGUUCUGCUGGAGGGUCUCAACCGGGUCCUCCUGGUCCGUGGGGGCGGACGUGAGGUCAUCACCAUCUAUUCUUAAACGGUUGUGCCCCCGCGAAACCGAGCACAGGCCGACGCCACAACGUUACGCGGCAUUUUGGGACAAAAAUAACCUUGGGGUUGCCGGGAGAUUGUUGGAUGGGGGGGGCCGUGUUAUUGGACAUUGGACUUCUUAGCCUUCAUGACCAAUCGGGGCUGUGUGUCAUAGCGUCACCCUGAUUGGUGGAGAGAUCGUGGGUGUGUUUGAGGCCUACAUUUCGUGGCGACGUCUGGAGGAUGGAGCAUUCUGACACUUUAACUUUUAAUUUGACGUGUGUUGAUGUCUAUUUUGUGGAUUUUAUUUAAUUUGUACCUCUUCCCCCUGACUGUCAGUGUUAACUUUUCAUGUCUGUUUGUGGCCAUUCAUUAUAAUCCAAUUCAUGUUAAUGCGGUUCCCGAAAUGGCACACUAGUACCUGUACACUUCACUACUUAUGACCGUAGCCUGAUUGGCCCUCAUCUAAAGUGCGCUAUGUAGGGAAUAGGGGGCCCUUUGGACCCAGUCUUUCAUAGCUCAUUUUGUUCUGCUUUUGCAAGGGAAUGUUUGCCAGGUCCAAGCCCAAAGGUCCGUUAGAACCCACGGUGGCAGCACGACCCCUCCCCACAAAAUGUCUAUCCCAGAAGUUGUUGUUUUAGUUUUCUGGGCCCUUUGUUGGCCCUUUUUUAAUGAAGGUGAGGUCAAAUGUCAACAUACUCUGUCCCAUCGUCACUCCCUUCUUUGUCCGGAAAUACUUACACAGAAGUUGUAACUUCACUCCAAACGGAGGAAGUAAGGAAGUCAGAUAACUGGAUGACUAGACUCACAAUGACUAGAAAAAAGGUUAGGACUAGAUCGAAAUAAUGAUUUAAUUUAUUUUCAGGGGUGGGACAGUGGUUAGGCCAAGGGUUUGAAGGUGCAAUAUGUUGCUUUUAUUUAUAUGUUGCAGACAUUUCACUAAGCCCUGAAAAGCCAAAGAUGGUACAUACUGGGGUUCUCAUAAAUGGGACCUGUGGCUCUGUAGCCCUGUUAGUAAAUGAAAUCUGUUGGGAAAUAGCCAUAGUAUAUAUCCUAUUACUUAGCUCAUGUUAACUAUGUUAAAUACAGGGUUGUGAUAAUUGGAAUAUGUGUGUAUGGGUGCCGGGAAUGAAAAUAUUUUAUUUUUUUCCAAAGAUCCUACCUUCAUUACAUGCAUGUGCUCUUUCACAGCUUUACAAAAUGGUGAACAGCAUGGGCUAUCAAAGUAUUUCAUGUACCAGGUCCCAUUUAUUUCCUCCAUCAACACAUAGGACGAAAAUGAGCUGGUUAGAGACUAGCUGAAUGUCAGCUAAUCACCAAUUAAUGAGUUUGUCAGCCUUUCUGUGACCCUCCAUCAAUGAUGUCGCUUGACAGUUGGAACAGAGGGAGAUGUGCUGGUUGGAGUCAUUAUCUGCUCGGCCUAGCCACAUUUUUUUUUUAUCAAGCUGUCGUUAAAGGUCACUGUUUUGCUUCAUCUUCGAUGUAGAGCAAAGUGCUGCAGUGACACUGUCAACUGUUCCAUUCAUUGCAUUGCUUGGCUGGGAUAAUAGAAGGGUUUAGUGUAUCAUCUCUGAACAGUCAUCUCAAUUACUAAAAUGUAAAUGGCAGCAAACCAAGAUACUGUACUGGAGGACAAUAUACUCUGUUUCUCAUUGUGAAAAAGCUCUGUCCCAUGUUGUGGUUCGACAUAAAGGUUUUCUCUCUCUGGAGAGCAGAAACGGAGUUACUGAAAACAUGCUGUCUCAUAGAGCAAGCAUAGAGGACCAUGUGGUCAUUAUGAAUCAGUUGUUUUAUGUCUUUGCGUUAUAUAUUUGUUUUUAAAUGCCACAUGAAUGUUCUUUAGGUUCCCCAUGUAAUCAUUUUGAUGUAUUUGUACAGGAACAAACGUGCCAAAAAGACUGAGACCUAAUGGGUAAUUCGUGCUCAUCAAUGUCAGACAAAUUGUACACACGCAGUCAAACAUGCUUCUAGAGCAGGGGAAAAAGCACCAUCACCUAUAGAUUGUAAAUACAAUAUAAAGAUGUUAUUAAUACCUAAUGCUUUGAAUUGGAGACACACGUUUGGACUCAAAUUCAUUAUUUUUAAUGAGCAAAAAUUUGUUGUCAGUUACAAAAUAAGUUCAUGUUAGACUGCCUGUCCACUGGGAAGGGAAUGACCUCUGUGAAUUCUGAGGCACAUUAACUCUAGUUGUAUACGCAGCAGGCGCCAAGUAUCGGAUAAUGUUGUGGUCAAAGAAAGGACUCGCUCACAAAGCUCUCCUGUACACAGUUAACCAAUUCCUGGAGCUUUAAAUAUAUUCCCUGUUUUUUCUAAAAAUGCAUUUUUGAGGAUUGUCUGAAUAAAAAAAGAAUAAAGAGGGAACCCAGUAGCAUUUCUGGAAAACAAGGGAAUUUAUUGAAAGUUCCUGAAAUGUUGCAAUCCUACACCUGCAUAUACCUCCAAAGUUUGAUCUGAACCUUUUCGUAGCAGUGCAGUAUUUUAUAACCAGAACAUUGUAUUUUUCUACAGUGUGUAGUGAACAAACGUCUCUGUUGCUUUAAAGUCGACCAUCAUUUAGACAGCAUUCUGUCUCCCGUGUGUGGUUGUGUUUCUCCCUUCACUUACGCCUGUAUAUUUUGAAGUCAUAGUGUCUGCCCGCACUGUAAACUAUAAUGUUAUACUUGAUUCUCUAUUACUCUUUAAGUGUUACUUUUCAGGACUGGAGUCUUGUGAUGUUAGGGUGAGUGGGUAUGUGGGUGGGUGUAGUUUGGAGGCGGUGUUCUAAACUGUACAUCAAGUUGUUUGCAGAUAUGUUUUGUCUGUGUUUUUCUCUUCACCAUUGGAAACACAGCACUUUUGAAGACCCUGCUUGGACUUUGGAGAAGAUCUCACAAAGUGGAUUUUACAGAAGCCAGGUGGAGAAUAGGUUGUUACUGAUGAAUUGAAAAUGUCUAUUAUUUUUUAUUGUUUUUUGUUUUUUUUUAGCCACCAAAGAUAAAAUCUUUGAUUCUCUGAUAUAAAACAUCAAGUUGUUAUUAGUGUAAAAACAUGAAAUAAAAUUUUAAUAAAUACA